AGGGGUCGGAGGGGUCAGAGGCGUCGCGGUCUCCGAGCGUGGAGAUGUGUCCGCGCCCGUGCGGGGAGAGGGAGUCUGGAUGCAGACGCAGUGGGAGAGUGAGGGACAGAAGGGGGGCAGAGGCCUUGUUUCCGCUGAGAAUCGGGGGGCCGAGCCCAGCGUGUGGGUCCAGAGCUGCGGGACGGGGUUUGCUUUGGUGCGGGUGGCCCCGGGAACAGCUCUGCCUGCGUCUGGUAACCAGUGCUGGGCCCAGUUCUGGCGACAAGUCAGAUAGAGUCGUAAUGGUCCUGGACUUUUUGAGCAGCUCUGUCAUCGUUAUUCCGAUAGUGACAGUCGUCACUUAAAGCAGUGUUUUCCAAACCCUGGGGCACUGUAGUCACCCAGAGAGCUCGUUGACCUGUGGCUCUCACUGGGCGGGCUAGCCUGCAGCCUCAGGUCGUGUGUCUGCAAGCUCCCAGGUGCGUGCGCGGCUCUGCCCAGCCAGGGCUCAGGGCAGCGCUGUCCGGGAGAGCUCUGCAAUGGCAGAGAUGCUUCGCUGUUACAGAAUGCUUUCCCACGGGCCGCCACAUCGCUGUAUGUGUGGCGGGCCUGGCUGCCCCGCUUCCCAGAUGAGGAAACUGAGUUUCAAUGAAGCGACACGGUUCCGAUCGUACCAGUAAGUAAUGGAAGUGGACCUCGGACCUCCUGAGUACGGGUGUUCUUCCCACUGCAUGACCCCGGCCUUCCAGGUGGCCUGCCUUGUCCUGAACCAGAGUCUUACCUCAGAACCUAGAGAAUGAUCUGGAGUGAUGCUUCUGGUUCAGGAAGAGUGCAAGUGGAAGGGAGAAGUGCAGAGACCACCAAUCUGUCCCUUUCCCCUGCUGGGCUUGUUAGCGGAGGCCCUGCCUCUCACAUCUCGGGGUGUCCUGGGUCAUCUGUUGGGCUCCAUAGGAAGCACUUCAGACUUUGCGCCUGGGCAGUUGUUGAAAGAUGGGAGGAAACUCAGAUUCGGAGCUGUGCACGCAAGUAAGGGUCGGCGGAAAGAGCAAGAAAGAACGGGGGCUGCUGAGCUGGGAGAAGGGAAGCCCAGAGGCAGUGUGCGUACGGGCACCUGCCAAGAGGAUUUUCCAUCGGGUAAAACUGGAGGGACUAGUUUUGGUAUUUCAGCAGGAAGUUUGGAGGUUAUGGAACAAAGAGCAGGUUGGGAUCCCACUUUCGAGGGGCCCCCGCAGCUUUUGAAGGGUUAGAGGGGGUGUGUGCGUGGCCUUCUCUCCUUCAGCUGUACAAGCUUCUCCCUCUGAGGCAUGACCCUUAGUGGCUUUGGUCACCAUGGCAGCUGUAGAGGACACCUGCCUUGGCUUCGGAGAGUCCCGCCUUCCUUCUGGGAAUUUACAAUCAAUCGGCCCAGGUCUGUAGGCGCCAUGGAGGACAAACGCAACAUCCAGAUCAUAGAGUGGGAGCACCUGGACAAGAAGAAGUUUUACGUGUUUGGGGUGGCAAUGACCAUGAUGAUCCGCGUCAGCGUCUACCCGUUCACCCUCAUCCGCACCCGGCUGCAGGUCCAGAAAGGCAAGAGCCUCUACCACGGGACCUUCGAUGCCUUUGUCAAGAUCCUGCGAGCCGAUGGCGUGACUGGCCUCUACCGGGGCUUCCUGGUCAACACCUUCACGCUCAUCUCCGGCCAGUGCUACGUCACCACGUACGAGCUCACCCGGAAGUUUGUCGCUGACUAUAGCCAGAGCAACACGGUCAAGUCGCUGGUGGCUGGCGGCUCGGCCUCCCUUGUGGCCCAGAGCAUCACGGUACCCAUCGAUGUGGUGUCCCAGCACCUGAUGAUGCAACGCAAGGGUGAGAGAAUGGGCCGCUUCCAAGUGCGAGCGAGCCCCGAGGGACGAGGGGUGGUAGCCUUUGGCCAAACCAAGGACAUCAUCAAGCAGAUCCUGCGGGCUGACGGGCUCCGAGGCUUCUACCGGGGGUACGUGGCGUCACUGCUCACCUACAUCCCAAACAGUGCUGUCUGGUGGCCCUUCUAUCACUUCUAUGCAGAACAGCUCUCGUACCUCUGUCCUAAGGAGUGCCCACACAUCGUCUUCCAGGCUGUCUCGGGGCCCCUGGCUGCGGCCACUGCCUCUAUCCUCACCAACCCCAUGGACGUCAUCCGCACCCGAGUGCAGGUGGAAGGCAAGAGCUCCAUCAUCCUGACCUUCAGACAGCUGAUGGCAGAAGAGGGGCCCUGGGGCCUCAUGAAGGGCCUCUCGGCCAGAAUCAUCUCAGCCACGCCCUCCACCAUCGUCAUCGUGGUGGGCUACGAGAGCCUCAAGAAGCUGAGCCUGCGGCCGGAGCUGGUCGACUCCCGACACUGGUAACCCGCGGCGGAAGCCAAGCCCACUGGUGGCCGCGCUGCUCUGGGGCAGGGGCCGUGUGGGGAGGGUGGCGCCGCCCCCCGAUGGGCUCCCCGCCACCCCACAUCCGCAGCCCUACCCCAGGGGGCCUGUCUGGGACAGGGCAGAGACGGAACGGCUCUUGCUGAAGAAGCUCCACACCGGGACCCCCUCGCCCAUUACUUUUCAUUAUCUUGCCCGACUGGGCUCCCUGGCUCAGUCCCGGUCCUCAGCCCUGGCCUAAGGAAACCCACCGUCCAGUGCCACCGCCCCACGCCCUGCGGACCCUUCUUCUGGCUUCCCCCACCGUCUGUGUCCCUGAGACCCUGACAAGAGCUGUACGUAGAGCUUGCUUCCCGUCACUGGUCUUCUCCUGGGCCCCCAGCCCCGCUCCCAUCAGCUGCCACCAGCCCUCUCCCGCCGCCUUCCCCGGGCCCGCUCGUGUUUAUCUGGGACUGAGCUGCCCACCGGACUGCUCUGCUUCUCCCUGCCGACGGGGCGCUGGGGGCGCGAGGCCAGGCACUUCCGCGCGGGGAGUAGGAACAGCGAGAACCUCUGGUGUUCCAGAGCACUUGUCCUCUCUUUGGAGAGGUAUUAGGUUGGGGACAAAUGUUGAUCCUU
This is a messenger RNA of Enhydra lutris kenyoni (northern sea otter), 2981 nucleotides long. Its product is annotated as solute carrier family 25 member 44. Gene Ontology annotation, cellular component: mitochondrion. Bases 1284 to 2345 code for a protein of 353 amino acids. NCBI's taxonomy places the organism in Eukaryota, Metazoa, Chordata, Mammalia, Carnivora, Mustelidae. The transcript is spliced from 4 exons. Gene Ontology annotation, molecular function: branched-chain amino acid transmembrane transporter activity. Gene Ontology annotation, biological process: transmembrane transport; branched-chain amino acid catabolic process. The record is from RefSeq and is a predicted model, not a curated record.